Molecule: messenger RNA, 876 nt
Organism: Penaeus monodon (black tiger shrimp)
Lineage: Eukaryota; Metazoa; Arthropoda; Malacostraca; Decapoda; Penaeidae
Product: 3-hydroxybutyrate dehydrogenase type 2-like
Molecular function (GO): oxidoreductase activity
Source: RefSeq, a predicted model, not a curated record
CAGUCCCCGUUCACCAUGGCAUCAUCUCCAACGCCAGCAGCAUCCAAUCCCGGGCGUCUGAAGGGAAAAAGAUGCAUUGUGACAGCUGCUGCCCAAGGCAUCGGCCGAGCUACUGCCCUCUCCUUCCUUCGCGAGGGAGCCAGCCUGGUUGUGGCAGUUGACAUCAACAAGGAGAAACUGCAAACACUAGAGGGAAUUCCAGGUAUUGUGACGAAGAAUCUUGAUGUUCGUGAUGGAGUGGGCAUACGGGCGUUGGCACAGGAGGUUAAGGACAUCGAUGUGCUGUUCAACUGUGCCGGAUACGUCCAUCAGGGCUGCAUUCUCUCGACCACCGAAGAACAAUGGGACUUCAGUUUUGACGUCAAUGUGAAGAGCAUGUAUCACUUCAUCCAAGCUUUCCUUCCUUCGAUGCUCGAAAAACGCAGAGGUUCAAUCAUCAACAUGUCCUCGGCCGCCAGUACACUAAGGGGCAUUGAGCAGAGGACAGUCUACGGUGCAACCAAAGCGGCUGUUAUAGGCCUAACUAAAGGGGUCGCCAGAGAUUGUGUGCGCAAAGGAGUGAGAUGCAAUGUGGUUUGUCCAGCUCCGGUGGCCACAGAAAGUUAUAAGGAACGUUGCCAAGACUUAGAGGAUUCGGACAAGGACCAUAUUGAAUACAUCGAAGAGAAAUUGAUGGGACGACUGGCAACACCGGAAGAGGUUGCCAACCUUUGCGUCUACCUGGCGUCUGACGAGGCUUCCUACCACACUGGCAACGUUUUUACAAUGGAUGGUGGGUUUUGUCUCUAAAAUCAAUAUGGAAACUUACCAGUGGAAGAUGAUGAUUGAAAAAAAAUGUAAAGAGAAAAUCAGACACAAAUAAAAUGGAUUACCUUA